Messenger RNA from Paramormyrops kingsleyae, 1643 nucleotides. RefSeq names its product ras-related protein Rab-18-B-like. The record is from RefSeq and is a predicted model, not a curated record. Gene Ontology annotation, molecular function: GTPase activity; GTP binding. NCBI's taxonomy places the organism in Eukaryota, Metazoa, Chordata, Actinopteri, Osteoglossiformes, Mormyridae.
CUGCUUAAGAACGCGUCAUGAAUCUGACAUAGGUUGUUCUUAAACUUCGUAGGAACAAAUUUAAGAGAAUUCUUAAGAAAAUAUUGGUGAAUGAGGCCCAUUGUUCGCCUUCAUCGGCAUAUUAAUUUUACAAUUUGGGGAUGAUGUCUCCUUAACAUCAUAACGGUUUUACAAUUUUAAUAGAGCUUAAAACAUCCGUGACAUUUUAGAAAUGUUUACACUAAAUAACGUGGAAUGGUUUACGUGCUUCUUGCGCAUCACUGCGUCUUAACGAAGCGCUUAGAUUCGAAUAGACCGAAUAACUGACCUGAGAUCAGCUGGAUCGCUGCUCCUGCAGUGAGCCGCGCACCCGAUCUGUUCUGGGUUCGGUGGCCGUAUGUGACGUGUGUGUGUGUCGGUAACCUUACUGCGUCACCCAGCCCGAAAGCGGACAGCUUCCCCUGUUAAAUAACCUGCGGCCAGAAACUGGAAACAUGGACGACGAAGUGUUGACGACUCUGAAAAUACUGAUAAUCGGCGAAAGCGGCGUCGGAAAGUCGAGUCUGCUGUUGAGAUUUACUGAUGAUAUGUUUGAUCCAGACCUGGCAGCAACAAUAGGUGUUGACUUCAAAGUGAAAACCAUUGCAGUCGAUGGAAACAAAGCAAAGCUUGCAAUUUGGGACACAGCGGGACAGGAACGGUUCCGAACUCUGACGCCAAGCUACUAUCGAGGGGCCCAAGGCGUCAUCCUGGUUUACGAUGUUACAAAACGUGAUACAUUUACCAGGCUUGAUAACUGGCUAAAUGAGUUAGAGACAUACUGCACAAGAAAUGACCUCGUGAAAAUGCUGGUUGGAAACAAAAUUGAUAAGGAAAACCACGAAGUAGACAGGAACGAAGGCCUCAAAUUUGCAAGGAAACAUUCCAUGCUUUUCAUUGAGGCAAGUGCAAAGACUCGCGACGGGGUGCAGUGCGCAUUUGAGGAGCUGGUCGAGAAGAUCAUCCAGACUCCGGGACUUUGGGAGAGCGAGUCGCUGAGUCCGGGUUUGCGGCUCUCCCACCAGGACCAGCCGAAGGGGAGCUCCUGUACGGGCUACUGCUCCUUGGCCUAAGUGCAAACCGCUCCAUUUGUUGAAGGAAAGCAUUGUUAUCUUUAUCAUUAUUCAAUGUUCAAUUAUCCUACCCCAGGCCAUACUUGCUGUGGUUGCACCAUGUUGGGGUGUAAAGGGGAGUUCGCCAUUAAGAGAUGCUGCUGUUUGCACAUUAUAAGCUUCACUACUUGAGUUUGUUUAGGAUUUCGUAAAAGGCAUGUCUACGGCUGGCAGAGCUUGGGUCAGGGAUACCGGUCAGGGAUACAGGGAUACGGUCAGGGAACAGCUGGUCUGUUCCCUGUGUGUCAUCAACCCCUCCACAGUGGAGGGUUGGCAAGCACAUUUUGUUGACGUCUUAGCAUCGCUCAUGAUGGAAGCUAGCUGUUUAACCACUAGGUUUUUCAGAAUAAAAGAAUACUUGAUGACAAGUCAGUUAUAAUGGCAGCAAGGGAAUGUAGUUAUAAAGGAGAUAUACCUCACAGUUGAUUAAUAUGUAGAGAUUGUUGAUACGCACUGACUUUUGUUUAUGGAACCUGCAUGAGCAAAAUUAAAUAGCCAAAACUGUCGCUAGAA